This is a messenger RNA of Choloepus didactylus (southern two-toed sloth), 548 nucleotides long. RefSeq names its product fatty acid binding protein 1 (gene FABP1). Bases 92 to 475 code for a protein of 127 amino acids. NCBI's taxonomy places the organism in Eukaryota, Metazoa, Chordata, Mammalia, Pilosa, Megalonychidae. Gene Ontology annotation, cellular component: nucleus; cytosol. The record is from RefSeq and is a predicted model, not a curated record. The transcript has 4 exons. Gene Ontology annotation, molecular function: fatty acid binding. Gene Ontology annotation, biological process: fatty acid transport.
UCAAAGGGGAAGGAGCCCCUAUAAAACAGCCCUCGGUGGGCAGCCCGCCUGCAGACCGCGGGUCAGGGCGGAGAGAGAGCCUUCUGCCACCAUGAACUUCUCCGGCAGGUUCCAGCUGCAGAGCCAGGAGAACUUUGAGGCCUUCAUGAAGGCUGUUGGGCUGCCCGACGACCUCAUCCAGAAGGGGAAGGACAUCAAGGGGGUCACGGAAAUCGUGCAGGAUGGGAAGCACUUCAAGCUCACCAUCUCCACCGGCUCCAAAGUGAUCCAGAACGAGUUCAACCUGGGGGAGGAGUGCGAGCUGGAGACCAUGACCGGGGACAAGGUCAAGGCAGUGGUUCGAUUGGAAGGUGACAACAAGCUGGUGACAAAUUUCAAAGGCAUCACAUCCGUGAGUGAGCUCAACGGUGACACCAUGGUCAGCACCAUGACAUUGGGUGACAUUGUCCUCAAGAGAGUCAGCAAGAGAAUUUAGAUGCAUCUGCACUGCAUGUUCUUUUACCGUGUAAAAUUAGUGUAAUAAAGUGAACUUUGUUUUAAAAAAUCAA